CACCUCACCUUGUUCUUCUUUUCUCUGUCAAAACCCUUCUUCCUUUUUAUCCAAUCCAACUUUGCCUAUGGAUUCUAAAACUUCUGAAGCUUCUUGUGAUGAUUACAUGAUAUACCGGCAUGAGAACAUUAGUCUGCUCGAUCUACUAAGUCUUCUCAUCUUUAGAAGACAUCUGAUCCAUUAUAACUUUGUCGAGAGCAGCAGCUCGGUGGCCGGUAGUCUCGAGGGUGUCCUGACCGACAGGAUCACUGCCCUGACAUGUGUUCUUCAAAAGAUAUUAUACAUGAUCAGAACGCCACUGAAGUGGAUUGGGCACAUAGUUGAGUUUUUGCUGAACUUGAUAUGCCUUAAUGGAGGAGUACGAGGCUUAAUCUGGAAUGUUAUCACAGUGUCCGUUGUGAUCCCCAGGCGUGGAGCAGCUCACUUCCGGUCGUUGAUCGCACACAUCGAUGCACGACUUGAUCUCCGCAAGAGCGAUUCCAUCCAUCACAUCCACUUGGAUAAGCUAACAUGUCUUGGCGAAACAGAUCCCUUGGAUCUCGCCAUGAUGGCUGCCAAAUUAGCCUACGAGAAUGGUGAGUAUAUCAAGGAUGCAGUGACCAACCAUUGGAAGAUGCACUUUGUGGGGUUCUACAGCUGCUGGAACGAGUUCCUUCAAGAUAAAACGACCCAAGCCUUCAUAUUAUGCGACAAGACCGAGGACGCCGACCUAAUCGUCCUGGCCUUCCGUGGCACCGAGCCCUUUAACGCCCAGGACUGGUCCACCGAUGUCGACCUUUCUUGGCUCUGCAUGGGAAAAUUGGGCGGCGUCCAUUUGGGUUUCUUAAAGGCUCUUGGCCUGCAACAUGAGAUGGACCGCAAGAAAGGCUUCCCAAAGGAGCUGAGUAGGAAUGACCCUGGCAAACCGGUGGCAUACUACGUGCUGAGGGAUACACUGAGAACGUUGCUAAAGAAGCACAACAAUGCAAAGAUACUGGUGACCGGACAUAGCUUGGGUGGAGCACUUGCUGCUAUUUUCCCAGCUUUGUUAGCUAUGCAUGAGGAAUACGAUAUCCUGGAUUCCAUAUACGGUGUAAUGACGUAUGGGCAGCCCAGGGUUGGAGAUGCUACCUUCAAAAAAUACGUAGAAUCCAUCCUGAGCAAAAGGUACUAUCGGAUGGUGUAUCGCUAUGAUAUCGUCCCUCGAGUUCCAUUCGAUAUGCCACCAGUGGCAAUGUUCAAGCAUUGUGGGACUUGCAUCUACUACGACGGAUGGUAUGAGAGACAGGCUAUGAAUGAGGAUUCGCCGAAUCCCAACUACUUUGAUGUAAAAUAUACAAUUCCGGUGUAUUUGAAUGCUUUGGGUGACCUCAUGAAGGCUCUGCUCCUAGGGAGAACCCAAGGCAAGGACUUCAAAGAAGAGUUUUUGUCGAUCCUCUACAGGGCAUCUGGGCUAAUCUUGCCUGGGGUUGCAUCUCAUAGUCCUAGAGACUACGUCAACGGUGGAAGGCUUGCGAAGAUAACCGGCAAAUACUCUUGAUGAGUAGUGGUUUAUUUCAUCAAAAAUAAGUAGCGGUUAUAACUAUGUAUGUUUUGAAUGUUACAAUAUGCAGAAGAACCUACGAGUAGUAGGAAAGUUUAAGAACUUUUCCGAAUAAAUUAAGAACUGGAUUUGGAACGG
Molecule: messenger RNA, 1660 nt
Organism: Elaeis guineensis (African oil palm)
Lineage: Eukaryota; Viridiplantae; Streptophyta; Magnoliopsida; Arecales; Arecaceae
Gene: LIP1
Product: lipase
Biological process (GO): lipid metabolic process
Molecular function (GO): triacylglycerol lipase activity
Source: RefSeq, marked predicted